GAUCCAUCAAAGUAAUCUUACUACAUCAACUAGUUCAAUUUCUUUUGUUGGAAGAGGCCUAAUCGACUUCAGCAUAUCAGACAUAACUUAAUUGAUUUAAACUUGAUUUGGGUUGUAACACUGGUUGAUAAACUCUAUCAGGGCAGAUAACCUAAACUAUAAAAAGUAGCAGCUUCCAGAAAUUCAAAUGACAAGCAUAAACAAUAGAGGAUCCUCCGCCAUGGCAUUCAAUUCCGAAUUUCAUUCACGUCUAGAAUUUCUUUUCUUUUUGUCAGUCAUUGUUCACAUAUGUUGCCAGAUGAGCCCCAUCUAGAAAUUGUACAACUUCUUCCAAUUACCUCUUUUCUGCAAUAAGCUGCUUCAGAUCAAAAUAUAUACAUUAUUAUCAAUGGAAAACUUUGAUGAAGUGGGACCUGCUUUUGUGGAAUCCGUUAUAUUAUUGCAAACACACUGGUUUUCAGUAACUAGCUUUUCAGUAUUCACUCAUGAUCCAAAUCGUGUGAACGACUGUUAUGGGGCUUCAUCGUUCGAGCUUGUCAUUCGAAUCGGAUAUAUCGAAAUUCUGGCGAACAGCGGAUUUAUUGGUUCUUUGGAAAUCCAAAGAAUUAAUUCUAUCUGUCGGGUCUGCUUUGCAGAAUUUACCAAAGCAGAUAUCAUCAAGGCUGAGCUACUAAUCCUGAAGGACACGACAACUAUAUGCCAGUUUGGCUUGUUACUUAACAAGUACAAAGGACACUUUGAAAAUCAAUUCUCAAAAAGAGUAGAUAGUAACAAGGUCUGGGGAAGAGAGCUCUUUUACCUUAAACAAGUGCGUAUGGUAUGUAUCAUGAUCAGAGCAAAAGCUUGCCUUAAUCAUAUGAACGUGAUUCGCCUUGUUUACAAGGAUCCUCGAAGAAAAAGCCAACUCUUUCAAGUCAUACGUUCGAGCAUCAAAAGAAAACUAGACUAACGUUGGCUACAUCCGAAAAUCCCCUGACAGCAAAGACAAAGCAACAAGAACAAAGCUGAUUAUGUGCAUGGCCCAACGACUUAAAAAUCAAUAUUAUUGUCGAAAGAUCUUUG
Rhizopus microsporus ATCC 52813 is the source of this 1062-nucleotide messenger RNA. RefSeq lists its product as uncharacterized. Bases 389 to 949 code for a protein of 186 amino acids. The transcript has 3 exons. The record is from RefSeq and is a predicted model, not a curated record. NCBI's taxonomy places the organism in Eukaryota, Fungi, Mucoromycota, Mucoromycetes, Mucorales, Rhizopodaceae.